Messenger RNA from Stylonychia lemnae, 846 nucleotides. NCBI's taxonomy places the organism in Eukaryota, Ciliophora, Spirotrichea, Sporadotrichida, Oxytrichidae. The record is from the annotation of a GenBank genome assembly.
AUGGGCACAGAUCAAAAAUACUUAUUGAAAAUAAGAGUUAAUAAAAAGGAUGACAAAUCUGAAAAAGUAACACAUUUUCCUGAACAACUCCUCAAUAUAUACUUUGAUCCAAGCAGAGUGGCUGAUGCGCCACCUUAUUUUAUACAGUUUAUUCCAAAAGUAAUAACUGCUCCAGGAGAAGUAUUGUCCAUUUAGUUACCAACAAUAACGGACAAUCUGUUUGAUAAUUACACAGUUAUUGUAGAUUAUGGAGCAUCAUUUUUGUUUAUAAAACUAAUCGACGGUGUAAUCAGUAUCGCACCAUUAUUAGAAAACAUUGGAACUUACUAACUCAAGUUUACUCUAUUGUAGCAUUAAAAAUAUCCCUAUCUUUCGAGAGUUUAUACUAUGGAUGUAAGAGUUAAGGAGGUCUUGUCAAAUUCUACAAAUAAUACUACUGAGUCAAGACCAUCAGUUACAAAUAAUGCGAAAAUAAUAUCUGUAAAUGCUACAGGCUAUGUAAUGAUUCGAUUCAAGGAUGAGCUAAAAAAGCCUGAAAAUUUAUCAGAAAUAAGUUAUUAAAGAAUUAGAAUUGAAUUAUUUAAAGAAGCUGAGGGCUCUAGUGAGCUUAUUAAUUACAAACUACUUGAUAUAGGUAGAGAAAUAAUGCUGAUUAGACUUUAUUUCAAGAAUAUUUCAGAAGUCUCUAAAUUUUAAAUCUCAAACCUUGUAACAUCUUUGGAGUGCAAUAAACUCAUUUUAGUUACUUUCACAUUUGCCUAUGAUAAGUAUAAACGCUCCAGCAAAUGUCCAAUUAUUUUUCCAAUAUGUCCUAAAUUUAGCAACCUUCAACAUUUUUCCAACUGA